UUCCAUGACAACUUGUUUAUUUGAUGUUUGAUCAAUAUCAGUCAGGUUUUUACUAGAAUUUCUAGUCGUUUUACCAAAAUGUCUGAUUUUUAUUCAUCUCCGAAUGAUAUUAAACUAUUAAGUGAAUUGUUGUUCCCUCGCAGGGAUAAUGACUCAUCUGAUGAUGAAGAACACGUCACUAAGAAAGCAACAAAUACUUAUUUGAAUCCUACUGAUAUUGCAAGGAAUAAAGUCACCACUGAUUCUGCUGAAUCAACAUCCACGCAAGAAAUUAAAAAAUCUCCAUAUGAAAAGACUGAAGAGGCUAAGAAGAAAACUGAGCUUGAUUACGAAGAUGAGUACAUGCAGAAAAUCAAUGAAUUGACGGAUGAAAGUACAUGGAAAACCUGUCCUACGUACGAAAUAAGUUAUCGGCAAGCAGUUACUGCUUCCGAUGUGUUUCUACAAAUGGGAAACAAAACAAAUUCUACUUCAAGUUGUGAGAAUAUGGUAAUUGCUAUCAAUUUACCAGAGGAGAAACGUCAGAGCAUUGAUCUAAAGAUUGAGGAAACUGUCUUGAAGCUGAAUUCAUCGAAGUAUUUUCUAAAACUGUCGCUGCCGCACCCUGUAAACCCGCAGUUGGGCGAUGCUAAGUUUGAUAGUGAUACGGAUAUUCUAAAUGUCACCUUAGUAAUGGACCGGGAAUUCGACUUUGUUAAUUACUAAGCCUUAUAUGUAAUAACCUUCAAUACCUUAUCAUGAAUAAAGGCAAGAAUUUGAAAGCAGAAA
This is a messenger RNA of Dalotia coriaria, 768 nucleotides long. RefSeq names its product Dynein axonemal assembly factor 6 (gene Dnaaf6). Bases 79 to 705 code for a protein of 208 amino acids. The record is from RefSeq and is a predicted model, not a curated record. Gene Ontology annotation, biological process: axonemal dynein complex assembly. Gene Ontology annotation, molecular function: dynein intermediate chain binding; protein-folding chaperone binding. Gene Ontology annotation, cellular component: cytoplasm. The transcript has 3 exons. Lineage: Eukaryota; Metazoa; Arthropoda; Insecta; Coleoptera; Staphylinidae.